GCAGCCUGGAGGUUUUACUCGGUGUUCGCAGUCCAAAGAAGAGGCUACCUUGCGGGUCCAGUCUGUCCACCACAUCCCGGAGGCGUGUAAGAAAUUUGAUGAAAUGUCAGCUGGCGAUUCUUCAAGGAAAACCCUGGAAAUGGAGAGUUUCCAUACAAGAUUCAGUGCCUGGACUCCUUUUUGCAACAAGUCAUUAAAUAGACAGCUCUUUCAGGAAAGAGUUGCUCUUAUAAGUCAUUGGUUUGACCUCUGGACUAACAAGCAGCGUCAAGAAUUCUUAUUCACGAUUUUUUUACGAUGCACUAAAUCACAGUUAAGGUUUGUCCAGGAUUGGUUUUCAGAAAGGAUCCAAGUGACCAAAGUGGAUUUCUCUACAGUGUUACCACGCUUCAUUUCUCUGUAUAUCUUUUCCUUUCUGAAUCCAAAAGAUCUGUGUGUAGCUGCACAAGUCAGCUGGCCCUGGAAGUUUCUUACUGAACAGGACUGCUUAUGGAUGCCCAAAUGCAUUAGGUUUGGAUGGUUUCUGCCUUACACUCCCAAUGAUAAUGAGUAUGGUGCUUGGAAGUACCAUUACAUUGCUUGUGUGUCCAACUUAGAUUGGCUAACUCCACGGGAAGCAGCUGCCACUUAUGGGACCCUGAAUGAGCCCAAAACUGAAGAUGAGGAGUUACAGGAAAGACAAAGAGAAAAGUGUCUAAGAAAAAUAAUUUGGGAGAAAAUUGCCCUACAGAAGAAGCAAUUAUUCAAAGUUCGACCCCCUUGGGUGAGUGGAACAGGAUGCUCUAGAUUGUCAAAAUCUGAAUGCCAGUCACGUCUCUCCCAGACUGUGAGGGAUCGAGUAGGAUUACAUGACGCUUUGGAAAAACAGUUUGUUCUGGCAUCCUUAGAAGUUUUACCCAAGAGAAGCAACAUUUCUGGAUACCACUCCUACCCUUUAAUGUCAAAGAAAAAUUGGUGUGAAGUUCAUAAAAAUGAUAAUAGUUCUUCAUAUGUAUGCCAACUACGCUUCAUUUUAAUUUCAUCUAGGAUUCCUGCAUAUGAGAUGGUGGUGGACAGCGUUAAUGCAGGUGUUAUUUCUGUGGUGUAUGAACAUAGUGGCACAACUUUGGAGAGCUUGCUGUAUCUCGUAGAAAAAGCUCUGGAUGGGCAAAAGGCACAGAGUAUAGGAAUAUUUAGUGAUGGUGACAACAGAGAAAUCAAUUUACUCCAAGACUAUAAAAUUGGUAUUAAAAAUUUAUUAAGACCUGAAGUGAGAGACUUCUGGGAGAAAUUAGGAAGCUAUGUGGCCACUGAGGAGGAAGGGGGUCAUGUGGACCUCUUUGUACCACUUGGAGCAUCAGAAGCAGGACUAGAAGUUCUUUCUCAGCUGUCACAGCUAACUGGUACCUUGUUUACUGCCCCCACUGGGAUUACAACUGGCUCUUACCAACACAUUCUUAGUGACUGGCUGGGACAACAGUGGGAGAGAGCUCCCCCUUCCAUCUACUUCAGUGAAUCAAAGCUGCUGACAUGGUCCAGCUUCACCGACUUCCUGGAGGACACCUUGAAAUCAGUGAGGAAACAGUUAAGCCCUCUCUUCAAGGAGCUACGAAAGAACAUUAGUGGCAGGAUGAUAGGACAGUUUAUGUUUGACAGCAUGAAUAUGGCUAGCAUUAUUAAUAACCAAGACAUCACACAAACUCUGGCAGAUGGAUUAUUGGAGCUUUCAAAAGAAAAUUCUGACACACCUCUGGAAUUUUUGUCAUGUUUUCUGCUGAGGAAAUGUGGUAAAAAGAGCAAAGACUUUGAAGGAAGUGUUAUUCUAAGAAAAUAUGACCCAAAGUCAACUUUCAACUUAUUCAUGAAGGAAAGAAAUGUAGAAGACAGUCUUCAGGACAUGAAGUCAAGUCUCAGCAAAAGUAGUCCAAAUUUUGAGGUCCUCAUUAAUCUGGAAAGAAAGCUUCAGAUGGACUCAGCUGAAAAGCGAGCAAGAAUUGUUGGCGAACUCUUACAGAGUGAGAGAAAGUAUGUGCAGAUGCUGACCAUUAUGAGAGAUGUUUAUGUUACACCGCUGAAAGCAGCUUUGUCCUCAAACAGAGCGAUUCUGAGUGCUCUGAAUGUCCAGAUCAUUUUCUCUGACAUUUUGCAGAUUUUAAAUCUCAACAGGCAGUUUUUAGAUGACCUGAGAGACAGACUACAGGAAUGGGGUCCAGCCCACUGUGUGGGGGAAAUAUUCAUAAAGUUUGGAAGACAGCUGAACACAUAUACAAAUUUCUUCAACAAUUACCCUGUUGUUCUGAAAACAAUUGAGAAGUGCAGAGAAAUGACACCAACAUUCCGAGCUUUUCUGAAGAGGCACGAUAAGACUAUUGCUACCAAAAUGCUGAGCCUGCAGGAGCUGCUUUUAUAUCCAUCACGACGAUUUGAUGAAUAUAUUAAUCUUCUCUAUGCUCUGAGGCUCCAUACUCCUGCAGAACAUGUUGACCGUGGAGACUUGACCACUGCAAUUGAACAGAUAAAGAGAUAUAAAGGUUAUAUAGAUAAGAUGAAGAAAAACACCAAUGUGAAGGGUCAGGUGUCAGAUCUACAGAGAAUCAUCUGGGGGUGCCCUACUCUGUCUGAAGUAAAUAGAUACCUGAUUAUGGUCCAAGAUGUAGCCCAACUUCACUGCUGUGAUGUGGAAACAUGUCUCUCAUUAAGGCUUUAUGAACAUACUUGUGAUCUCAGUCUUUUCCUCUUCAACGAUGUGUUACUUAUUUCUAGUCGGGUCACAUCUCACGUUCCAUUUGAAAGAACUUCAAAAACAACCUACCAGUUUAUUGCGUCAAUGGCCCUUCAUAGGUUACUCAUUGAGGAUAUUCCAGAUUCCAAAUAUAUCAAGAAUGCAUUUAUUCUACAAGGUCCAAAAUGUGAAUGGAUUUGUGCUACAGAGGUUGAGGAUGAUAAAUUCCUAUGGCUGUCAGUACUCCACAGUACAAUCAAAAGUAGUAUGGGGAAGUGAAACCAGGUGCCAACUCUCCCUGGCAAAGAGACAAACAAUAUGUACUUUCUGUUCCAGGAGAUGUAAGAAGAAUGAUUUGUCAUGGUUGAUGGGAUGGUAAACUAAGAUGAGAUAUAAAGUUCACUUUAACUUUUAAACUUUGGUUCAUUAUGUGAAAUGUACGGUACAAACAUUUUGAAUUUUAAAUUACUUCUUUUGGCAGUUAUUGGGUUGUCAUAAAAGUCAUGAUAUAUCUUUGUUUUUCUAUGCAAGUAUUUGUCAUGACUAUUCUGAAAACCCAGUAUUUUUGUAGGUAAUAUUAUUUGACAAAAUUGAAGUCAGAAAAAGUACAUUAUAAAUUUAAAGUUAUGUUUUGUUAUCCAAUAAAAAAAUAAACAUGAAGCAUUUCUUAAAUGACCAGUCUAGAGAAAUAAACUAAUUUUAACUUGGUGACUUACUAGUAAUUAAAAAUUAUAAUUAUUUUUAUAAAAAUUGUAUUAGGAAUAUAAAUGGCAAUUUAUAGUAAGAACUUGUCACACAGAUUCUUAGUAUGGAUGUAUUCUUUUAAAUGACAUUAAAAAAUGUACUACUAUAAAGUAUUAAAAAUAUUUUCUUGUUCUCUAGUUGCAAAACUAAGAAAAAAUUUAAAAUGUGGUGCCAGAGAAUAAAGCCAGGGCUCAGGGUAUAUGUAUUACUGCUGAUCU
Messenger RNA from Erinaceus europaeus (western European hedgehog), 3663 nucleotides. It is a transcript of the gene ECT2L, whose product is annotated as epithelial cell transforming 2 like. Gene Ontology annotation, molecular function: guanyl-nucleotide exchange factor activity; protein binding. The transcript has 22 exons. The coding region runs from base 104 to 2980 and encodes 958 amino acids. The record is from RefSeq and is a predicted model, not a curated record. NCBI's taxonomy places the organism in Eukaryota, Metazoa, Chordata, Mammalia, Eulipotyphla, Erinaceidae.